AUGGAGAUCUUACCUCUUAACAUCACAGACCUGGACAAACUGGUAAAAAUAAAGGAGUACUUCAUGCUGCCGUUGCAAUAUCUCCACCUAACGGCGUUGGAGUUUGCGCUUGUUGAAAGAACAGUGGACUCUUUAAUAAGGAUGAAGAUCGAAGCCAUGGACAAUCCGAGCUUGGAACAGGAACAGUUCCUUCUGUCCAUAGGAAUGGAUACAUGUGAACUGAACAAGUUGAGAAACGAACGUGAGAUUGGGGCCAGGAUCGCUGCCUUAAGAGGAAUCUGGGAUAGAUCAGUUCUAAACGAGCUACCUUCUGAGUUCUCGAGGAUCAAGCUGGCACACUUGAGAAUGACAGAGAUCUUUGACAUAGUGUUGGACUACCCAGCUUCGAUUCCUUCAUUACAAGACCUCAGAGUCUGCCUACAGCCUAAUCAGCGGAACGAUUUGGUUGACUAUUUUACCAGCACAUGUACUGAGAGACUGCUACACGCUGGUAUUAACACUGAAAGUAUUAUUUUGUGUUUCAUAUCCACGAUAAAGUCCUUUCUCGAAGUGGACCCCGCUGGUGUGUUGUUGGACUCCGCGUUCAGGCCCAUCAAGAAGUACUUGAACUCGAGAUCAGAUACUGUGCACGUAGUUGUGAACGCAUUGAUAAACUCGGAGACCUCUGAUACACUAUCAGGAUUAGUGGACGAAUUGACCAUGGUGUCGGAUGAAUACCGUGAUGAAUUGACUCUUGAUUGGACACCGGCACCAAUCGAUGCAUUGCCAGAUUUCAGAAAGCAGGAUAUCAUUGAUGCCUUGAUUUCACUAAACGAAAAGAGAGUAUUCAUCGAGGAAUUAGAAACCGUCUGUGCGCACAGGUUACUCUCAUCAAACUCAGACGAACAGAAUAAAUUGGCUGGAAAAUUGAUGUGCCUUAAAUCGAAGUUUGGUGAAAAUGAAUUGAAUAGAUUGGACGUUAUGUUAGAUGAUAUAUCCAAGAGUAAGCAAUUGGACACUGUGAUUCAUAAGUCAAACGCUGAAAUUUCAAGGGAUUUACAAUUCUAUAUCUUGUCGCACGCAUAUUGGCCAGAUUUUGAAGAAGAAGAUGAAGCAGAGUUCACUCCUCCAGAACCAAUUCAACGCCAGAUAUCGCUCUAUGAAAAGGCUUACAAAGAUUUGAACAAGGGCCGAGUCAUGAAAUGUUUAAAUCGUGGAUCAGUGGAGAUUGAAUUAGAAUUCGAAAACAGAAGUGUUACUGUUAAUGUUGAACCACUGGACGCAUCCGUUAUCGCGUGUUUCCAUGAAAAGGAAUCUCAUGAGCUAAGCGAUAUAUUGAAGACUCUAAAAGUUAGUUCUGAACUUGUAACAAAGUCUUUAUCAUUCUGGAUAGACCUUGGUAUCUUGACCUUUGAAGGCAACAAGUAUAACGCUGUUACAAACCCCGAUUCAGAGAAACUACACCAAUUUAUUCUGUCCAAGGAUGACAAGACCCAAUUGUUAGAUUUUUAUUGGGAUGUAAUUGCUGGUAUGCUGAAGAGUUUAGGUCCAAUGACUCUAUCACAAGUCUACAACUAUCUAACGUCUGUUAUUCCAGACGGAAACAAAACGUCAUUGGUUGAGCUUGAAGCGUACCUAAAACUACGUGUUGAAAAUGGAGAUAUAUCAAAUCAAGGGAACCAGUACGAUUGGAAGAGAUGA
Williopsis jadinii is the source of this 1680-nucleotide messenger RNA. It is a transcript of the gene APC2, whose product is annotated as anaphase promoting complex subunit 2. Gene Ontology annotation, cellular component: anaphase-promoting complex. The transcript has a single exon. The coding region runs from base 1 to 1680 and encodes 559 amino acids. Gene Ontology annotation, molecular function: ubiquitin protein ligase binding. Lineage: Eukaryota; Fungi; Ascomycota; Saccharomycetes; Phaffomycetales; Wickerhamomycetaceae. Gene Ontology annotation, biological process: ubiquitin-dependent protein catabolic process. The record is from RefSeq and is a predicted model, not a curated record.